This is a messenger RNA of Myodes glareolus (Bank vole), 3018 nucleotides long. The record is from RefSeq and is a predicted model, not a curated record. Lineage: Eukaryota; Metazoa; Chordata; Mammalia; Rodentia; Cricetidae.
AAUCAUUAAAGGGAAGGAACAAGACCAGGAGGACAUCAAAGUCCAGCCUGCUGGGAACGACAGUAACAGAUGAGCAAGGAGCUAGCAACAAUGGAGCCUGGAGAUUCAGUGGAUGCAGUCAGUGCUGAGACAGCGCCACACUCGGCCCUGGGCUCUGGCGUCGGCCUGCAUGCCUAUGACAUCGUGGUGGUGGUCAUCUACUUUGUCUUCGUCCUUGCUGUGGGAAUCUGGUCGUCUGUCCGUGCAAGCCGAGGGACCAUUGGUGGCUAUUUCCUGGCUGGAAGAUCCAUGACCUGGUGGCCAAUUGGAGCAUCUUUGAUGUCCAGCAAUGUGGGCAGUGGUUUAUUCAUCGGCCUGGCCGGAACAGGGGCUGCUGGAGGUCUUGCUGUGGGUGGCUUCGAGUGGAAUGCAACGUGGCUGCUCAUGGCCCUGGGUUGGAUCUUCGUCCCUGUAUACAUUGCAGCAGGUGUGGUCACCAUGCCACAGUACCUGAAGAAACGAUUCGGAGGGCAGAGGAUCCAGGUGUACAUGUCAGUCCUGUCUCUCAUCCUCUACAUCUUCACCAAGAUUUCGACUGAUAUCUUCUCUGGAGCCAUCUUCAUCCAGAUGUCCUUAGGCUGGAACCUCUAUCUCUCCACGGUGAUCUUGCUACUGGUGACAGCUGUCUACACCAUUGCAGGAGGACUCACUGCUGUGAUCUACACAGAUGCUCUACAGACUGUGAUCAUGGUAGGGGGCGCUCUAGUCCUCAUGUUCCUGGGCUUUAAGGAGGUGGGCUGGUACCCAGGCCUGCAGCAACUAUAUAUGCAGGCCAUUCCCAAUGCCACAGUUCCCAACACCACCUGUCACCUCCCACGGUCCGAUGCCUUUCACAUGCUCCGUGACCCUGUGAAUGGGGACAUUCCUUGGCCAGGUCUCAUUUUUGGGCUCACAGUCCUGGCCACCUGGUGUUGGUGCACAGACCAGGUGAUUGUACAGAGGUCUCUCUCUGCCAAGAAUCUUUCCCAUGCCAAGGGGGGCUCAGUGCUGGGCGGCUACCUAAAGAUCUUCCCAAUGUUCUUCAUUGUCAUGCCUGGCAUGAUCAGCCGGGCUCUGUACCCAGAUGAAGUUGGCUGCGUAGACCCUGACAUCUGCCAAAGAGUGUGUGGCGCCAGAGUGGGAUGCUCCAACAUUGCUUACCCAAAGCUGGUCAUGGAACUCAUGCCUGUGGGUCUGCGAGGCCUGAUGAUCGCUGUGAUCAUGGCUGCCCUGAUGAGCUCACUCACCUCCAUCUUCAACAGCAGCAGCACCCUGUUUGCCAUAGACGUGUGGCAGCGCUUCCGCAGGCGGGCAACUGAGCAAGAGCUGAUGGUGGUAGGCAGGUUGUUCAUAGUCUUCCUGGUAGUCAUCAGCAUCCUCUGGAUCCCCAUCAUCCAGAGCUCCAACAGUGGGCAGCUUUUUGACUACAUCCAGUCUAUCACCAGCUAUCUCGCCCCACCCAUCACGGCCCUCUUCCUGCUGGCCAUCUUCAGCAAGAGGGUCACUGAGCCUGGUGCCUUCUGGGGCCUCAUGUUUGGCCUAGCAGUGGGAAUCGUGCGCAUGGCUCUGGAGUUCUCAUACCCUGCCCCAGCCUGUGGGGAGGCGGACAGGAGACCGGCUGUUCUGAAGGACUUCCACUACCUGUACUUUGCCCACCUCCUCUGUGGACUUACUGCUGUCAUCAUUGUCAUAAUCAGCCUCUACACAGAGCCCAUCCCUGAUGAAAAGCUUGCUCGCCUGACUUGGUGGACAAGGAACUGUCCCUUACCUGAGCUGGAGAAGGAAGCUUCUGUGAAUAGGAAUGAGACAGAAUGGGAAAACACCCCAGGGCUGGCCGAGAGGCCAGAUGUGGAUGGCCCAGCAGGAGAUGGGGAAGAAGCAAACAGCACCCAGGAGUCUGAUCAAUCAGGAGCCUUACAUAGGUCCUUGGGGAAAUGGCUGUGGAACUGGUUCUGUGGACUCUCUGGGACUCCACAGCAAGCCCUGAGCUCAGCAGAGAAGGCUGCAUUGGAGCAGAAGCUGACCAGCAUCGAGGAGGAGCCGCUCUGGAGACAUGUCUGCAACCUCAAUGGCAUCAUCCUGCUGGCCAUCAACAUCUUUCUCUGGGGCUAUUUUGCGUGACUCCAUAGACCAGGAAUUAUUUGAAGUGAUUAAAAACCCUGGUGAAGCCCCGAGACCAGCGGCAGGCUCUCCUCCCAUCUCGCUGUGCUAACUCGAGACCACAGAGGCAGAGAGUAAAAGCUUGUGAAGAACAUCCAUCCAAAACCCUUGACACCUGGAGACAUGGCGGACUAGAGAGGUCACUAGGACUCCCCAGGGUCACACAGCAGGACUCACCCUGGGUAUCCAGCUCUAGCUCUCUUCCUGCUACACUACCCUGUAACCCUACCUCAAAAACAUCAUUUCCUCGGUAUACUCCAGAAUCUUCAUUGAUAUAUAUUCAGGUUAGACACAUAGUAAGAAAAUGAGUCAAAAAUUCUAUUAAAACUACCCAAAUACACCAUGUUUCCCCAAUUUCCUUAGCCUCGUCCCCUUUCUGCUUCCUUUUUCCUUUCCCCAGUUGUGGCUGCCAAUCCCACAAGAGUGAAGGGCAGACAUGAGAGACAAGUGACCAGGGCACAGUGCUCCUAGACCAGGAUUCUGCUUGGCACAGUUCUAAUUCUCCUACCCUCACACCCACUCCUGCAGUCUCCACAGCCUAGAGGCUUAGAACCCCAGUUGGAGAGGCAAAAUAUGUCAAAAGCAACAAGAAUCAAACAGACUAGGGAGUGGAAAGGACAGUCUGAGCGUGGACUGAUGGGGAACCUUGUUAGCAACCAUCUUUAGAGGUGAGUCUUAGAUAAGGCCUGGCUUCACUGGAACCCAGGGUAAAAGGUGUGCACCUCUGUGUGUGCUCGCUCUGUGCCUUUUCCCGCUGGACAUUGCUGUGCUUGGAUUUCUCGUUUCCUGUUUCGUGAGUUUUCCCAUUAUAAUAAAUAAAAUAUAAUUGUUUUAUCCUUA